Trametes versicolor FP-101664 SS1 is the source of this 1718-nucleotide messenger RNA. RefSeq names its product glycoside hydrolase. Lineage: Eukaryota; Fungi; Basidiomycota; Agaricomycetes; Polyporales; Polyporaceae. The coding region runs from base 39 to 1649 and encodes 536 amino acids. Gene Ontology annotation, molecular function: alpha-L-arabinofuranosidase activity. The transcript has 7 exons. Gene Ontology annotation, biological process: L-arabinose metabolic process; polysaccharide catabolic process. The record is from RefSeq and is a predicted model, not a curated record.
CCGACUCCCGUUCACCUCACCUCGCGUCGCCCCGAGUUAUGUCCGCACCAGCAGCAGACACUAGUGCGCCCUCACGCCGACCUGCGCUCGACAUCUUCCCCUCCGCACCCAUCGCGCCCGUCUCGCCCUACAUCUUCUCUGGGUUCCUCGAGCACCUCGGGAGAUGCAUCUAUGGGGGCAUCCUGCCUGCCUCGCGCACGACCUUCCCGCACACACCGCGCGCACCGUGCCCCGACGCGCAGUUCACCGAGACCCCAAGCGAGCUGCUCACCCCGGAGGGCUUCCGCGCGGACGUGCUCGAGGUGCUGCGCGAUGAGCUGCACGUUCCGAUGGUGCGCUGGCCCGGGGGAAACUACGUGAGCUCGUAUAACUGGAAAGACGGGGUAGGCCCGAAGGAGGCGCGCAUACGCCGCCCGGAGCUCGCGUGGGGCGGGGAGGAGAGCAAUCAGUUUGGGACAGACGAAUUCAUCGCCUGGUGUCGCGUGGCGAAGAUCGAGCCCUACGUCGUGUUCAACAUGGGCACUGGGACGCUCCAGGAUGCGCUGCAUUGGCUAGAGUAUUGCAACGGUACCGGCGAUACUUACUACGCGAACCUGCGUCGUCAAAACACUGGCCGUGACGAGCCGCAUAACGUCAAGUACUGGGGACUCGGAAACGAGGUGUGGGGCGAGUGGCAGGUCGGCCAGCAGACGGCGUCGGCGUAUGCGACAAAGGCACGGCAGUGGGCGCACGCGAUCCGCCUAGUCGACCCUACCGUCAUCUUGAUAGGCUGCGGCGAGACAGGUGUUGACCACUGGGACGGCGUCGUACUGGACGAGCUGGUAGACAAGGUAGAGAUGCACAGCAUUCACCUCUACACCGGGUUUGGACCUCGAGAUAGGUCGCAAACAGAGAGGGAGUAUGGGCGCGGAGUAUACGGACCUGACGCCGCGGAAUACUCUAUCGAGGUCUGCAAAGGCCUGAUUAACAAGGCGCGGUUUGCUAAGAGCGUGAGCAAACCAAUCAAGAUCGCGUUUGACGAGUACGGUGUCUGGGACGAGACUGUUGGUACUCCGCAGAACGGCCUCGAGCAGUUCUACAACUUCGCCGACGCACUGGCCAUGGCCUCGUGGCUGAACGUCUUCGUGCGACAAGCCGAUGUCGUCGACAUCGCAUGCAUCGCGCAGAGCGUCAAUGUCAUCUCACCGCUGAUCACAAGUCCGACAGGACUCUUCCGGCAGACGAUCUACUGGCCGCUCUACCUCUUCUCACGCUAUAUGCGCGACGGCACCGCGGUCAAACUCUCGCUUGACUCACCCACAUUCGCUGGCGAGACCCUACCGCAGUGGAUCUCCACCGUGAAGGGGCAGCCCAAAGACUUGGACGCGUCCGCAGUCCUGCACGUGGAUGCGGGGACUGGUGCGCGGAGCCUGCGCGUCGCGGUCGUGAAUCGGAGCGAACACCAAACCUACGACGUCCCGAUACGCGUCGCGUUCGAGCAUAUCGGUGCGGAGGUGGAGGCGCAUGAAUUGUGGCAUCAGGAUGUGCGGGCGCGGAAUGGGUGGGGGAAGGAGGACGAGGUGAGCGUGAAGACGCGUACGGCGAAGUGGGACGGUCGGUGGACGUUCAGGGAGCAUUCGUUCACGCUGCUUCUGCUUAGCUUGCAGUAGUUUCUUUGCAUGCAAUUUCUCCUAGCAGGACGUCCAAUAGAAUAUACGGACGUUGUCGUUGGUUUCAAC